CACGUAUUUGUGUGAGGGUGUGUGCGUGGAUGCAUGCACACAUGGAUGCAUGCGCGUGUGCGGUUGCAGCUAUUGUGGAUUCGCGUUCGUUUUGCUUUUCAGUUUAUGCAGUUUUACAUAGGUUUCAAGGACAUUUGUAAGGCUGUUAGGCUUUGGUCAGAGUAGACAGUCUGCAGAAGACUCAUCUGUUUCUACUUUGCAAUGUAUUGUGCUGAGGUUGCUGUUUCUUCCUCUAACAAGUUUUUAUCCAUUCAUAUCCAUUUUACAGUGACCACAUAUUAAUUUUUACUUUGGUAAACCAGAUCUUCCAGAUCAGGUCUUGAUUGCUCCAAAAAGAAGCAAUCAAGUUUAUCAAUAGCGAAUCACUUUCUUAUCUCAAAGUAUCUACAUGAUGCUGCACUAUGACACUAUAGUGUGAAAAGGUGGUUUCAUUAUUUUUCAGAGUGCUUUCCAAAUCUGACAGUGGACCUACAAUCACAAUGAUGCAUUGCCCUAGUUUUGGCAAGGUAUCUGUGUGUGCUUGUGAGUAUCUUUGUGAGGCAACGAUAAAGAUCAGAACGGAGAAUGACAGCUGUGAGAGAGUGCCUGUGUAUCCGAGAGAGGCAGCUGUUUGUGUGUGUGUGUGUGUGUGAGAGAGAGAGAAAGAGAGAGAGAGAGACAGAGAGAGAGGCAAUUGUGUGGGAGAUAAUAUGCAUACGUAUGUGUGUGACAAAGAACAAGCAGCGUGUAUGUGAAUUAGAGGUGUGGGAGUGUAUGACACAGAUAUUUAUCCUUCCAAAGAGAAGGCAUCACAACAAGAGAGGGAGAGAUAGAGAGCAAAACAGAGAGACAGACCGAUAAAUAGAUAGAUAGAGAGAGAGAGAGAGAUCUGUUGGGUAACCCAGAAUAUGCUUUUGCAGUUUACUUCUCACAUUUGCUUCCGAGUAUGAUUCAGGCAAAUUCACGUUUGUCAGCACCAAAGCAAUGUGACUGAGGGAUCACAGAAUCACCAUACGUUCUGGCAUUUCUACCGGCCCAAGAAAGAGACACAGCUAUCUUCUCAAGUUGAAGACCACUAGACAAGCCUAGCACUGAAGGCAUGAAGAAAACCUGCCCAGGCACCACACUCCAAGUGCCGUUUCAGGGGGGAGCCAGAUCAAGAUUCCCUGAUCAAGAGCAGAAGCACAGGUGCCUAUUCUUGAACAAGGGGCAGAGCUGUCUAACUGAACCACUGAUGGCUUUAAGAGUGGAAGAGAGUGCCUCACUCCUUACAGAAACAGAUUACUGAAACAACACUACAUUCACUCACACACUUAAUUGAAAGCUACUAUUUGUAUAUAUUCCCAGUAAAAUGUGGCUCUGAUAUCACAGUUUUAAAAAGGCAGCCAUCACAAAACCAAAAAAAUGACUUCCUGGUUGGCCGCACUUCCGGGGCUGCGUGGACAUGCAUAUUUAACUAGGCAUGAUCACGCCUUCAGCUAACUCUUAAGAGUCUAUAAUAUGUAGAAACAGCGACGCCAAUAGAAACUAGGGAGUACAUAUCGGGUGUACAUCAGAACCAGGAAAUACAAUUUUUUCGAUCAACAGACAUGCUCAGUUGUGUCCUUGGCCACAUGCCUAAAUCACGUGUACAACGAGGAUCGCGCAGACAGGCUAAAACAAAUAAUACAUUAAAAAUUAAUAUCUUUGUCUCUCUUGAGGGAAAAUAUAUUUUACCUACGAAAAAAAUAAUAAGUGAUUUUUCUUCCUAAUAUAAUGCACGGAGUUAACAUCAAUAUUUGAGUGGAAGUAUUUUAUUUUUGCUGUCAAAAAUGAAUGGAGCCCAAUGAGGAAACUUGCUUUUUAAACGAAAGUCAUUUAUAUAUCAGCAGGGGGCGACAUUACAUCGGGUGCCCCGUGUCCUGUGUACGCUCUAUGGUCUCUGCUUAAAUUGUACGUUAUCGUCCUAACUACUGCUAGUGUGCAUCAGGGUAAACAUUUGUACGUGCAAUUAUAGAUUUGCAAUUUUAGUGGGUUUUUUGAAGAACUUUCUGGCAUGUAACCGAUAAUAGCUAAUAGCAAUAUCUAAAGAUGAGAAAUAGUAAACAGGACAGGCAUUGAUGUAAGUAGCCUAAAGCAAAUUGUGCCACCAACUGUCAAUAUGGAUCCGGUUUCAAUCCUUGUAGGCUCAAUAAAUUCAUUGGGAUUUGUUAUUCGGAACAAAAGAAAAUAAAGGUCUGCAACUUUGGCGUCAUCCUUCCGCCACGACUCCUCCCAACUCCCAUUUCGUGUUUUAAAAAAAUCUAAUUCGGAUUUAAGUGCUUAAGAUAGCCAUUAAAUCUUUAGCACUCUGGGUAUUCCUUGGACUGAGGGUCAUUACAGCCGGACAAGGAGCAAAAAAGAUCUUUGCGCGCUUCAUUGGAGUGUGUCCGUCUCGAGGACAAUGGCGUAAACAAUAAAGAAACGAGGAAGGGGGUGGGCGCGAGGAGGAAAAAGGGUGGGAAAGGAAAAAACAAUGCGGGAGAGAUUCCCCUGUUGCGUUUCAAAUUGAAAAGGCUGAGCGCUAUUUACUAUUGUUGUGCGAUUAUUCCCCUUCAGUUUAUUCUUAACCAUGGUAGAACCUGUAGGGGGUGUACAAUUUUAAAGAAGUUCUUCAUAAAUCUAGCCACUUUUUAUGUCUACUUACUAGGCUAUAGUUUGACUACCAUUUUGUCCUAUCGACGCAAUACAUCAAUCAAUUUCUGUUGUCAGUUAGCCUAUUUUGUCGAUUUUGGUUUUCAGUCUGAAAAUAUUCACUAACUAGAGAUUAAAGGCUACGCGACACGUAUAGUGAAUAAAGAAUACGGUAAACUUUUAAAUCCAAAAUAUAAGGAAUUGUUUUAAAACAUCUACAUUGCCUAUAUACAGCCUAUAGGCCGGAUAACUCGGUGGUUAGGCGUAGGCCACGUCUAUCAGUAGCCAGUCAUUGUAUUUUACGAUGGACUUGUUAUACAUUUUAAGAUCGUAUCACUUGUUACUAUUUAUCCAAAGGUAAUCUGGAAUUUUCUCAUGCAACCAAAUAGGCUAUGUCAUGUAUUGCUAGGCCUACUUUUUUUGCAACAUUAAAUUAAAACGGGAUAUAUACAGCACUAUGAAACCAUGGAAUAGGCUACUUAUUGCGCAUACACAGUACAGUGGGUUGUAAAAAUUAUCAAUCCAACGUUGUAGAUGCAAAAAUGAAGAUAAGGACAUAGGCCCCAUAAACGCCUUUUCAAUGUUUAUGUAAUCAGAAGAAUGUGAUUUCUUGAGAUUUUAGCGAACCUAUUUUUGUAAUCGGUGGCACAUGGCAGAACUGUCUUUCUUUAUGGCUGCCUUUAAAAUUCCUUUAACAUGAUGAAAUCAAUUAAUUGAAGACAGGCCGCACAGGUCGGAUUCUGUUAAUCCUUGCAAAAUUUAAGAACGGUCAGUAGGUACUCGCCAGUUUUGCUCCUCGGUUAAACCACAUGCGCGUUACUCUAUCCUACUUCCAUUCAUCCAUGGCUUGACAACGGGACAUGAAGACAAACACGUCCCUCCGGGCUGUGGGAAAGUGCGGGGCAGAAAGCACCCAUAUAUUGUUAUGCAAAUUGUAAUAGGGAGGCGGAUUCAGUGCGCAUACAUAUAGACCGCUGUUCCCCAUAUAUAUUUUACUUUUUCCAUCUCAGAUCGAUCCAGGACAUCAAACACAACAGCCUUCAGUGAAAGGCGCAUAACGUGUCAAGGAACACUGUAGGACACAAAGGGAACACUUAGGUGAUCAAAAUCACCUACAUUUUGGAAUGACAGCAUCCAGUAUGGGUAGUCUUUCAGAAAGGAAUUUCAACGCGAAGGAAGAGAGGAAGCUGCGGAAGCCCUUGAUUGAAAAGAGGCGCCGGGAGCGAAUCAACUGCAGCCUGGAGCAGCUGAAGGGUAUCAUGGUGGAUGCCUAUAAUCUUGAUCAAUCAAAGCUGGAGAAGGCAGAUGUCCUGGAGAUCACAGUACAGCACAUGGAAGGUCUGCAAAGGGGUCAAGGGCCAGGUAUCCAGGUUUCAAACAGCUGUCCAGGGUGCAGCUUGGGGCUGGAAUCUCACCAGCGUUACAGCCGUGGUUAUAUCCAGUGCAUGCAUGAGGUGCACAAUCUUUUGCUUAACUGCCCUAGCAUGGACAAGACCUUGGGUGCACGCCUGCUCAACCACCUGCUCAAGUCUCUCCCUCACAUCAGUGCAAAGACCGUCAGCACUUCUAACACCAGCAACAAUGACAUUAUUGGUAGCAUGGGCAACUGCAGCCCCCUCCCAGCCUCUGCAACUCAUUGCCCACUGUCACUCCCCUUAGCAGCUUUCCAGCCCAACCCCCUGAACCCCCAAACUUCUCCUUCACCACCCCCACCCCCGUCCCCAUCUCCAGCUAGCCCCCAGCUCUCCCCCAGGUCCCACGAGGCAACAGAGGGUAGUGGUGGUGGCAGGGAAGUUAUGCCACCCUCCACCCCUAACUCUCACUCCCCCAUCCUCCACUCAGGCCUACUUCUUCCUGUCUUACCCCUAUUAAUCCCAGGAGGAGAUCCCUCCAUGUGGAGGCCAUGGUAAAAAGGCCAUUGGAAAAGAAAAAAAAUCCGCUAGACCGUAGUCUUUCAUCCAGAAAGACUAAGGUCUAGCACGUUUUAACUAGGGUGGAUUCAUCCUUUUUUGAUAAAACGUAUGUUUAUUUUUGGUAAUUAGUGCAUGGGAGACCAGGGCUAAGUGCCUCAAAGUGAAUGUAAUGUAAUGGACUCCAGUUCUAAGUGACCUUAAAAAGAAAUGGACUAUCUUCCAUAAAUUGCAUCUUAUUUUCAGUGAUAUGGUUUGCAGAACAUCCUUAACCUCAAAACAUUCAAGCCUUAAUUUAUGGGGUCAGAACUAGUUGUUUCAACAAUGUAGCUCCCUAUGGAGACCAGUUCUUGGUAUACUGCAUUUGUGUGUGUGUGUGUGUGUUUUUUUUUUUUUUUUUGCUUCUAAUGAAGUAAUUCUUACAUUACAUUUUAUUUUUUGCAUUUAUAUAUAUUUUCCAGUUAAAUUGAAGAGGGUUUAGAGGAAAAUACCAAGUGUCUUGAGGAAUUUUGAUAGUGGAUUAAUUUGUGACACCUAGAAGACAAACAAGUCAAACAAAUUGCAAUAAUUCAUGUAUGAACAUGGAUACCUACUAUUGUCAAAGUAAUGCACAACUUAGGUAGUAAGUUACCAGUUAACUUUAGACAAUUUUGUGAUUGAAAAAGUGACAUCAGUAGCUUAACUGAUUAUAUCUAAUUUACAGAAGUGACUAUCCACUUAGGGGGGUCACACACUAUGGCAUAAGUAGAAGAGUGGUAAUAUUCUCCCAGGAAAAAGAAGUUGAAAAAACCUCUGCCAUUUAUAUUACAGAAACAGAAGUUUAGCUGGUACCUCAUACUGGAGCAGCCAAUGUUGAAUAUUUCAUGGCGGUAGUAGAUUUGGGUGUAUGGUUUGGCAUUGUGAUUGACUUGACAAUUAUUAUGAAAUUGCUUGUGAGAUACUUUGAAACUAUGUAUGAAUGUCAGAAAAAUAAAUGAAUGAAUAAAUGAAUAAAUAAAUAAAUAAAUAAAUAAAACAAUCAUUAUCUGA
Molecule: messenger RNA, 5570 nt
Organism: Anguilla anguilla (European eel)
Lineage: Eukaryota; Metazoa; Chordata; Actinopteri; Anguilliformes; Anguillidae
Gene: her8a
Product: hairy-related 8a
Exons: 6
Coding region: 3756-4541 (261 amino acids)
Biological process (GO): positive regulation of Rho protein signal transduction; regulation of neurogenesis; regulation of transcription by RNA polymerase II
Cellular component (GO): nucleus; membrane
Molecular function (GO): protein dimerization activity; RNA polymerase II cis-regulatory region sequence-specific DNA binding; lysophosphatidic acid receptor activity
Source: RefSeq, a predicted model, not a curated record